This is a messenger RNA of Xylona heveae TC161, 774 nucleotides long. RefSeq lists its product as hypothetical. Bases 184 to 525 code for a protein of 113 amino acids. Lineage: Eukaryota; Fungi; Ascomycota; Xylonomycetes; Xylonales; Xylonaceae. Gene Ontology annotation, biological process: mitochondrial outer membrane translocase complex assembly; protein insertion into mitochondrial outer membrane. The record is from RefSeq and is a predicted model, not a curated record. Gene Ontology annotation, cellular component: mitochondrial outer membrane. The transcript has 2 exons.
CAAGCUGAUCAGCGCAGUCGCCGACAUUCAAUAAUUGCUUUCAACUGCUGGUCGGUCACAUUUGAGGAGGGAAAGGAGAUGCUAUUAUCGUGGAUGAAUAGGGCCAGAAUCUUGAAAUAAGAGCACGGCCUCUUCCUUCUUUGGCAGCAUAUACCCGCAAUUGACCCAACAAUUCCUGGCAUCAUGUCCAUGUCCGCGUCGACUCCUUCUUUCAUCGACGAGCCGUCGCCCUACUCCUCCAACGAGCACGAUGAUGUCGACUCUCUUCCAGAAUCUGAAACAUCCAGUUCUCUCGAAAGCGAAGAAGAUUCGGAUGCUGAGCGCGAAUGGAGGGAAAGCUUGGAGCAGCUCGAGCUGCUUUUGACCAUGGUUGUGGUCCCGUAUCUGGGGAAAUACUUUGGCCGAAAAUGCGCGUACUGGGGGUGGUCCAAAUUCAUGGAAUGGAAGUAUCCUGUCGAAGUGGUUGUCACUAGUCCAGCAGCAUUCAAGGGCGCUGGUGCGGUCGAGGCAGCAGCGUCACUUUGAAUAUAUUUUUUGUCUCAGAAAGGGAAGCAGCGCUCCUCUUUCGAACUCUCUUGUGUAUUGUCGAAAGCUCGGAUACGAGUUUCAAAGUCAAAAUGGGCGGUCGGUACAUUCGGUUUGGCGUUUUGGAUUGUUUCAGCUGGCAUUGCAUAUUGCAUAGAAUAAUAAGGGUUUGAACUCUAGUUCAAAUAGUGAAAAUAGACAUACCUCAGCGCAGGUGCUGACGACAAUUCAAUAUACAAAUUCAGAAAG